Galeopterus variegatus (Sunda flying lemur) is the source of this 958-nucleotide messenger RNA. It is a transcript of the gene PDCD6, whose product is annotated as programmed cell death 6. Bases 126 to 491 code for a protein of 121 amino acids. The record is from RefSeq and is a predicted model, not a curated record. Lineage: Eukaryota; Metazoa; Chordata; Mammalia; Dermoptera; Cynocephalidae. The transcript is spliced from 5 exons. Gene Ontology annotation, molecular function: calcium ion binding.
CUUUCUGAUUUUGUAGGGUUGACAAAGAUAGGAGUGGAGUGAUAUCGGACAACGAGCUUCAGCAGGCACUAUCCAAUGGCACGUGGACUCCCUUCAAUCCAGUGACUGUCCGGUCGAUUAUAUCUAUGUUUGACCGAGAGAACAAGGCCGGCGUGAACUUCACCGAGUUCACGGGUGUGUGGAAGUACAUCACUGACUGGCAGAACGUCUUCCGCACCUAUGACAGAGACAACUCUGGGAUGAUCGACAAGAACGAGCUCAAGCAAGCACUCUCAGGUUUUGGCUACCGGCUCUCUGAUCAGUUCCAUGACAUCCUCAUUCGCAAGUUUGACAGACAAGGACGGGGGCAGAUUGCGUUUGACGACUUCAUCCAGGGCUGCAUCGUUCUGCAGAGGUUGACGGAUAUAUUCAGACGCUAUGAUACGGAUCAGGACGGCUGGAUUCAGGUGUCUUAUGAACAGUAUCUUUCCAUGGUCUUCAGUAUCGUAUGACUCUGGCCUUUUGUGAGUGGCAACACACAGAAAAAAGACAGAAAAUGCCAAAUCUUUCACUUUGAUGAAACAGAAUGUGGAUGCAGUUAACAGUGCUGUUCUUCUUUGAUUUUAUGUAAUUACUGUUCGGGGACCUGGCUGUACAUAUGUGGAUAUGCUGAUCAAUGUUUUUGCAAUUGUAACAGUAGCUAUAUCGUGAUAACACCAACAUUGGAUUUGGUGACUGUUUAAUUGUGCCAUGAGGUAAAAUGUAAUUAUGUUUCUGGUGUUAUGCUUGCAGAAAAUGCAUCAUGUGCUUUUCUAGAUAUCUCCAAUUCUAUAUAGUGGAAAUGCUUUUCUUAUCCAACAGGAAUUUUAAAAUAAUACGGCACUUGCACAGAAGGCUUUCUAUGUGCCUUACUUUUUUAAAAGGAGUUUAUUGUAUUCGUUGGAAUAUGCAACAGGAGCAAUAAAGGAAAUGGUACCGA